ACUUUCGCCCCUUGUCCUUUCUGGUCUUAACAUAAUGUUUUUGUCUUUCAAAAAUGUCAACAGCUCCGGUAGACCCUCCAUCACUCCCGGAGCGGGCCCGUGUUCGGUCUUCUGAGAGAUCCGUGCUGGAAGCAACUGGGUUCCAACCUACUCCGAACACAAGUGGGAAAUACCCCAAGAAGAGAAGACGACCACGAAUCAUGCAUGACAUUGCGCAAAAGCCGUCGGGCUCGCCUGCAGAUCUUUUCUUUUCGCAUUUUCAAAGGGAAGCGGAGAGGCAAGAUGGCGCCAGUUGCGUAUUCUUGUUGUGGAGCUCCAAAGAUUCUGAAAUGGCUACGACUUGGGCUGUGGACGUUCCAACCACCAACUUGGAAAAUGAAGAGGAGAUUUUUCAAAAACUGGCAGCGCGAUACGCUGCCGAACGAGGUUUUUGGCGACGCCAUCUUUACUUUCGAGACUUUGCCCGGCUCAGACCGGUCGUUUUCCGAUUUGUCCAUCAGCGCUCAGAGAGAUUCUCAGUCUUUAUGGAGCCGUUAGACCUGUCCAAAUUACGCGAACUCUACUCCGCACGACAGGCAGAAGCGGAGAAAGUCAUUCACUCUAUUACGGAUCUUAAUUCGGAUGAUUUUCCGGACUAUUGCUAUCUCGAAUACUCGGGAAAGUACAACCAUGAUAAUUACAAUUGCCCGAUUAACUCACUUACGGCUUCUAUCGAUUCAGUCUGUCCCUUUGAGGAGUGGGAUGUGUGCAAUAAACAACUGCGUUGGAUUCAAACUAUGCCUUUCCUGUCCUGCUACUUCCGCAAUCCAGCUGGUGCCCGCUCUCAAAACAUUCUGAACAGCAUUAAUGGCCAUGGUUAUAUCCACGACUAUAAGACCAUUAGACUACCAUUCCAUGGCCCUCAGCAACAGGUAAGAGGAUUGGAACUAGACGGUCUCUACGUCGAGAUGGACUGGAAAGUCAGCAAGCGCCUCUGUGUCUUUUUACUUCUCUUUGUUCUAGUUGUACUCUCGGGCAAAUUCAUUUGGGGUAGUUGGGAAAUAGUGUUUGGCGCUGGAAGCUUCUUUAUUGCUCUGCCAGUGUUAACGUUGACGGUGCUCAGUUACUGCGAAGUAUGAAAGAUGGCCAAAGUGGCCGAGUAUAGACUGCGAUGUUCUUUUCAAUAGUUUGGGCAUUGGGUUGAGCUAGCCAGUAUCACAAGCGACAAAGUAUCAUCUAUG
Trematosphaeria pertusa is the source of this 1220-nucleotide messenger RNA. RefSeq lists its product as uncharacterized. The transcript has 3 exons. The coding region runs from base 54 to 1118 and encodes 354 amino acids. NCBI's taxonomy places the organism in Eukaryota, Fungi, Ascomycota, Dothideomycetes, Pleosporales, Trematosphaeriaceae. The record is from RefSeq and is a predicted model, not a curated record.